This is a messenger RNA of Cinclus cinclus, 880 nucleotides long. Its product is annotated as cell surface glycoprotein CD200 receptor 1-B-like. Gene Ontology annotation, molecular function: signaling receptor activity. The record is from RefSeq and is a predicted model, not a curated record. Lineage: Eukaryota; Metazoa; Chordata; Aves; Passeriformes; Cinclidae. Gene Ontology annotation, cellular component: external side of plasma membrane. The transcript has 6 exons. Gene Ontology annotation, biological process: regulation of neuroinflammatory response. Bases 11 to 880 code for a protein of 289 amino acids.
UCUGCUAAAGAUGGCUCAGAAACGGGCAGUUCUGGCUGUGCUCCUUUUCUUGCCAAUCAAUCUGGUUGAAGCUCAUGCCAGGGUGAGUGUAGAGGCUGGCCAUGAAGCUGUGCUGAGCUGUCCCAACACCCCCAAGGUGUAUCUUACACUGGUGACAUGGAAGAGGAGUUGCAGCACUUGCUGUGUGCUGUCCUACAGAUGGGAUAAAAAUAAGACAAGCAGGCAGAACUGCAGUGAGAGGAUCACGUGGAAAUAUUUACCUGUCAGUGACCCUGCACUUCGUAUUUACCCUGUGAACCUCAGGGAUGAGGGAAAUUACACCUGUGAAGUUGUCAGCAGUGAAGGGAAUUUUCUUCUUUUCUCUUCUCUGACAGUGAUAGUCCCUCCUAUGGUGACUCUGACCCACGACAAGAGCAGGGUGGCUGUCUGUCAGGCAUCUGCAGGAAAGCCACCUGCUGACAUCUCCUGGAUCCCUGCAAGCAAUCACAUCUCUGAGGAAGAAUUCCAUCACCCCAAUGGAACAGUCACCAGAGUGAGCUAUUUUGGCUGGAUCAACAGCUCACUUCCCUCUGUCACCUGCCUGGUGACUCACCCAGCCAUGAACCAGACUCUGGUCAUGGACCUGAGAUACACUUCCCAUAGGCUUCCCUACAUCCUGAUAGGAGCAGCUGCAGGUGUCUGUGCUGUCACUGGUGUGACUUUAUAUUUGAUUUUCCGGUACAGAGCUUGCUGUUUACGUAAACGGGCACAGCAGAGCACAACAACUAAAACCUCCAGGUUCCCAACUUCAGGUGCGAGAAGAGAAAUAGUCAAGCCUCCUGACUUUCCAGAGACAAUGUAUGAGAAUUACAGCCCUAGAUCUGUUUAUAUGUGCUUAUAA